Molecule: messenger RNA, 1158 nt
Organism: Parastagonospora nodorum SN15
Lineage: Eukaryota; Fungi; Ascomycota; Dothideomycetes; Pleosporales; Phaeosphaeriaceae
Exons: 5
Coding region: 1-1158 (385 amino acids)
Source: RefSeq, a predicted model, not a curated record
AUGGCGGGUGUAACGGAUGAGCAAAGGAAAUCAUGGCCAACGCCCAACUAUGACACGCCCGAGAAUCACGAUGGGCUGAUUAUCGGAAUCACCGUACCGUUGCUUGCUCUAGCCAUCAUCUUAUUCCCGAUGAUAGGUAUCAAAUUCGGCUUGGGACUGCACAUAUGGGAUCAGAAGCCUGAGUGGUAUACGCCUUAUUGGAAGAUGGGCUAUGCCGCAGACUUGCUCUUCCCAGCAGCAUGUUCUUUGACCAAGAUAUCCCUGUGUGUAACGUACCUUCGACUGUUCCCUGGUAACACUAGCAAGGUGUUCUGCUACGUCCUGGGGACAUUUGUCGUAUUGUUCUCUCUUGCAAGCUUCUUCCUGUCAUUGUUUCAAUGCCGGCCGAUCAGAGGAUAUUGGGACCCCAGCAUUACGCAGCAGUGUAUCAACAUGCGGGCUGCGCUUGUCGCUAUCGCUGCGCUCAACUCUCUCAGCGACUUUUUAAUCUACCUAUACCCUGCAAAGCCACUUUGGAGUCUACACCUACCUAUCAAGCAACGACUGGGACUCAUUUGCCUCUUCUCGAUAGGAUUAUUCGUCUGUAUUGCAGGCGUUCUGAGGAUGUACUAUCUCGAGAAGUUUUUCACCUCUUUCGAUCCUCGCUGGAACGGCGUUCCAGUCUGGCUCUGCAUGGUACUCGAGAUGAACAUCGGCAUCAUCUGCGCUUGUCUUUCAGGCGUAAAGCCCGUCCUCGCAACCUUGCUCCCAAUUCUCUUUGGUACAUCCUACAGAACACGAAGUGGCAAUACACGGCCAAAAUGUGGCAACCAGAGCAGGAAGACAACACGGAAUGACUCGUUCACAUUCGACACGCUUCCCUACGCACACGGCAAACACAACGCUCACAACAGGAACCAAUCACACGCAUGCUCGAUCGAAGCGAUCAUCGCUGGAGACGACGGGGGAAGGCGAAAUUUCGCGUGGGCGAGCGCAAAUGGGAAUACGGAGGCCAAUAUUGAUAUUCCAUCGAAUGCGAUCGGGGUCAGUCAAGAGGUGUCUGUCGAGGAAGAAGACGUGGUUACCAUGGCACCUGGAGGCGAGGGGCAGAAGCAGUUGUCGGAUGCGGGUAGCGAGGAAUGGAUUAUGGACGCUGGGCCCACGCAAUGCAAAGUAUAA